This is a messenger RNA of Bombyx mandarina (wild silkworm), 2186 nucleotides long. RefSeq names its product lethal (1) G0469 NlpC/P60 domain-containing protein. Lineage: Eukaryota; Metazoa; Arthropoda; Insecta; Lepidoptera; Bombycidae. The record is from RefSeq and is a predicted model, not a curated record.
CGCGCCGCGUUUUUCGUUAGUGAGCUUCCAUGUAACCGAGUACUGCGAUACGCUCGAUACCACGCGCCACAAAUAUUGUGAAAGUGCUGCUUGUUGUACGUGAUUUGUAGAAGUGAGAGUACAUUUGCCGCGAACGAGUCGCGAAGAUUAAGAACAAUUUCUAAACUAUCGAAUUCGGGAAUUGUUUUUGAAUUCGUCACAGGAGUGGGUUCAAUGGAAGCGAGGUUCGUAACUUGCCGGAGUUUCCAGCAGAUCAAGCCGCCCGAAAAGACCCUAGCGCCGCAGCCGACGGUGAAGGGCCUACUGUCCAGAUUCGGGAGCCAGGCUCAAGCACUUUUCGCCCCCAAGAAGACACGUUUUGGAUCUUCGGUGGCCAUCCACAAACUCCGCGAGACCAAGUGGUUUAAGCACGAUGAACAGAACAUAUUAUGCGCUGUUCUGGAAUCAGGAUUCAUCCUCGAGGUGCGAGCUCAAGACCCUUUGCCGCCAGAUUCGACUCUCUCACCAGACUACCAUAUGUAUGCCGUCGCCAUGUGGAAGAAGGGUAAAGAAAAAACAAAGAACCCCGAACAGAUAGACGUCUACACGGUACAACAGAAAGGUGUGAGAAAACGUGUGAUAAAAACAACGUUAAGCGCAUUCUGGAAGCAAGACUCUGUUAUACGCAUCAACAACGUGGACGACAAACAGGAGACACCGAACAGCGAAAAAGAUAUCAGAUCUAAGUUGGAUAUGGCAACUAAGUCCAGAUUCGAGAGAAACUGGCAUAAUACCCUGCAUUUCGUCCAUUGGUGCCGUUACGGUGAGACGCCGCAAGAAGCUCGCAUGAGACAGAUUAGCGAGUCUCUUAAAUGGGGCAACGUUGGGAUGAACAUGGGCGUGAUGCUCGUCAGCCAACACAACAAAAGGGACAAGGCAAAGUCAGUUUGAGAAAAGCAUUCCAGCGGCAACACCGCUGGCAAAUAUUCAUGCUACGCUUGCUUCAGAUGGCCAACAUCAGAAAUCGAUUACGUAUGACAGAUUAUUCGUGGUCGUACUAAGCAGCUCUGUAUAGUUCCUCGUUUUUUGAAUUUCAACUUGGUUAAUACUAUUUUCUUUGGAGUAUUUCUCUGUUCUGCCAGUAUUCGUUUUAUUCUUUUUCGAAAAUUUCGUAGCGUAUAUUCGAGAACCGUUUUUAACUGUAGUAUUCAAAAGUAUUUUAAUUAAAACGAUCUUUUCUAUUAAUUUCGCUAGUAUAACAGUAUGUAAAGAAAAAAUUAAGAAAGAAAAUAUGAAACAUUCCUAAGUAAGAAACAAAAAAAGACGCCAAUCGGCUCGAAACUAUUAUUUUAUUAUUUAUGUCAUAGUUUAUGUCAUAGUUAUAACUAACUCUUGAUAUUACUGGGUUAACAUCGUUGUUUAUCUUAAGCGAAUUGUAGUUAGCUAACACAACAUAAGAUUUAAUUAGGCACCAGGAAAUUAUAGAAAGCAUUUUCCACAUAAAAAAAAAGGAAGAAAUUUAAAUGUUUAAAUUCGUUAUUGGACCAUAAAUUUGUACAACGAAAAAUGGUCGUCAUCAAUUUCAUUUUGUUAGUCGAUGCAGUACUUUAAAAUUUAGUUCGACUAACAUCACAAACUAUGUACUUACCAUUGAAAUUUAUUUUGUCUGAUCACAAAUUUGACAUUUAACCGACAGUUCUACUUUUUUAAUCCGACCUUUUUCGUUUUUAAAGUUCAUCCAAUUUGAAUUAAGAACGAUUCAUUUUGGUGACAUAAAUUUUAAGUUAGAAUCCGUGUUUGAAUUGACAUUUCGAAUUUGACAUGUUACGUUUUUUUUUUCUUUUAAAGUUGUGCCUACUGCUCUUAUGUUUGGCUGUAAGUUUUUAAUGACAAUAUUUAAGGUCUGAGAGUGACGACCUAGUCCUGAAAAUUACUUCAACAAUAUCUAUUACAAGACUGUAUUAUUAUUUUCUUAAAACUUCGACUUAAACAGAAUUUACUGCUCAAGGACGUUUAAUAUUCAUAAUUUUUGCCGCCUAAGUCACUGAUAAGACUUCGGUUGGAUUUUUACAUGAUUAUUUUACAUAAUUAGAUGUUUACGUUGAUCGUGACCAUGCUGACUGUUGUGAAUGUACUAGUGUAAGUUUUGAAUGUUCUAUUUAUGUAUAAUGAAGAAUUUUUUAAACGAUUAAAUGAUUAAAAGAAAA